UGUUGUGUUGCGUACACAAUGAAGCGGAAACAAACCACGACGUAUAGACGGAGCGUAUUAGGAAGCUGUAAUGUAAAUAUCAUAAUACUGCGUCGCACGUAAUUCGUUUGGACAAGAAACGUUCACCGCACAGCACGAUGAGACUUCGAAUUUCAUAAUAUUCGCAAGCACCGUAGAGGGCGGUUGUGAUUCAGCAAGGGAACAAGCGAAAGCAACCGGCAAUGGCAGCUGAAGCAACAACGACGACGACAACAGCAUUCGACAAGGCAGCCGGUAGUAGUGAUUCGUCCCUGUCUACAAAGGAUAAAAGUUGGUGCAACUGGUGGACUGGUACAUCCUUCGACAUGUUACGCGCGUUGGAAAAGCGGAUCCUUUCCUAUCUCAAGACACCGUACCGUGGGAGCUUCGUUGACGUGGGGCAUUGUGUUGGUGAAGCGGAUAAAGUAUGGACGCUCUCGCUUAACACAGAAUCCCCGAAUGUGCCGCUCGUGCUGGUGCAUGGACUCGGUGCUGGCGUUGCACUUUGGGUGCUGAAUUUAGAUGCACUUGCUAAAGAUCGGCCAGUGUAUGCGAUCGAUGUGCUAGGGUUCGGUCGCAGCUCCCGGCCACGCUUUUCGUCCGAUCCGAUGGUGGUGGAGAAGCAGUUGGUUAAAUCUAUAGAGGAAUGGAGACGUGAGAUGAACUUGAAGGAGAUUAUACUGCUCGGCCACUCGAUGGGUGGCUUUAUCGCAGCCAGCUACGCGCUCUCCUAUCCGGACCGGUUGCGCCAACUCAUACUGGCCGAUCCGUGGGGUAUGCCGGAGAAGCCGAAAGAUUUCGAAAACAACGUACGCAUCCGGUUCUGGUUGAAACCAAUCUUUGCCGUCUCGAAGAUGCUGAAUCCACUCUGGCCGAUACGUUUCGCUGGACCGUACGGACCGUCGCUGGUGAACCGCUUCCGGCAGGAUAUUGUGAUGAAGUUCUCGCCCAUCAUUACGGAUGGAAUGGAUAUAUCAAACUAUAUCCAUCAAUGCAACUCUCAGAACCCAACUGGUGAAGGUGCUUUCCAUACGAUGAUGCAAGAUUUUGCAUGGGCAAAAAAUCCGAUGCUUAAUCGUAUCGGCGAGAUAAAAAGUACCGUGCCGAUCACCGUACUGUACGGCUCCAAGUCCUGGCUGCUGAACACCAGCCCACCCGACAUCGUAAAUCAGCUAGAGGUGAACAGUUCUGUAAAUGUCAAAAUUAUCGAAGGAUCCGGCCAUCACAUAUACGCCGACGAUGCGGACGCCUUCAAUCAAAUGGUCAAUGAAGCCUGCCGCGCAGCGGACAAUGUGCAGAAGGUAGAGGAAUAACAGAAGCCCAGCGCUGAAUUGCAGCUGCUGUCCCCUGGUAGAAAGGGCAAUUUUCUUCCGCCUACAUCCUGACAUUCUAGAGCUUCAUAACAGGUUGCUUAUCCAUUGAUCCAUUACUCCAAAUAACAGGCAGGUUUUUUGGUUGAACGUGCAUUGUUUCGUCGCGUGCAGAUGACGGUGCGCAUAAUGUGAGUGUACGAUAUGAAAAGUGAUUGGUCAUUCGCUGAUGACAUCAUACGUAGCAAUUGCUUAGCCGUGUUCCGUAUCAGCCUCUCCGGACACGUGUCGGGGGAGGUAGAAAAUCGCCUUGUCAUGAUGCUCGACGCUGUUGGGAAAGAAGUUUCGACAGCAGGUGCGGUAAGAUGUUCUAGUGUGGUUGUUGUGCUAUUUCGCGGAUUAAAUCCGCUACUGUAGUUGUAGUUGCGUGUAAGUAUUGAAAGCCGAGCCGAGACGCCUUGCUGAGUGAUCAAACGUCAGGAAUGCUAGAGUUAUGUAAAGUUGUAACAAGUAAUAGAAACGUAAGGCAUUACAUAUCGUUAAACAUGUG
Molecule: messenger RNA, 1878 nt
Organism: Anopheles moucheti
Lineage: Eukaryota; Metazoa; Arthropoda; Insecta; Diptera; Culicidae
Product: (Lyso)-N-acylphosphatidylethanolamine lipase-like
Exons: 4
Coding region: 222-1331 (369 amino acids)
Cellular component (GO): lipid droplet
Source: RefSeq, a predicted model, not a curated record